UGACCCAUCUUAUCAAAAUGAGUGAAGUUGUUGCCAAUGUUGCGCGAAAAGCUUUUGCUUCAGCUGCCAAUUAUGAAAAAGUACGAUCGGAUUAUCCUGUAGAGGCAGUGGAAUUCUUGCUACAGAAACUUGGUGUUACAGACAAUGAGGCGUCAAACACAACAGGCAAUCGGCCAUUCACGAUCUUGGAACUCGGUUGUGGAACAGGAAAAUUUACUCGAGUCAUGGUAAAAUUGUUGACGGGGAAGAAAGUCAAAGUGAUUGCGAGUGAACCUUUGCAGAGCAUGUGUCAACAAUUUAAACUGAUGGUACCUGAAACGGAAAUUAUCCAAUGCGCUGCCGAGAAAAUACCUCUUCCUGAUGCAAGUGUGGAUGUUGUAAUUGCUGUUCAAAGUUUUCACUGGUUCACAAACCGUUCAGCUUUGGAAGAGAUCCACCGAGUGCUUGUCCCAAAUGGUUCCUUUGGAUUGAUGUGGAGUCUUUUAGACGUAUCUAUACCAUGGGAAAAAGACCUUUUUGACUUUUUGAGGAUUUUAGAUGAGGGAAAUUCUCUAGUUUUCCCUCACUUUGAAAAUUGGAAAGAAGUCUUCAGUCUCCUCUCACAGCAUCUGUUUAGCACCCCAGAAGAGUGUAUCAGCUUUGAAAAUUGCUUACAGGCAAGUUCUUUUGAUCAAGCCUAUAAGCAUUUUGCUUCUUAUUCAAUAAUAGCUGGUGGCAGUGAAAGUGAUAAGAAGGCUUUCCAAGAAUUGUUUAAUGAGUUAAUGGAGAAGCACUUUAAAGAAAAAGGGAUUUCUUUUGAGGGUAUUAGAUUUAAAUUGUACAUGUACUGGUGUCACAAGGAAAUUUAAAAUUUGGCAGACUAUUUUUUGUUUUGAAAAAUUUAUAUGCUUGGCAGGUUAUAACUGGAAGUGGGUUUAAUGAAUGCAUUAUCUGCAAAAUUUUAAAAGAAUUAUUAUAAAUUAGUGAAUACAUUAUUGAGCUGGCUUGUUUGGUCCCAUUGGUCUUGUUUUUCUUUUGUGCAAAUUUAUGGAGGUCACUUGAAGCUCACUCCAUAUUUUCCCCAUGCCCCCCUCCCACCCCACCCCAUUCCCCCCAUGUGGACCUCGCACUAGUUCAGUAACAUAUAAAUGUCUAGUAUGUGGAGAAAGGAACAAUUCUAAACUGUCAAUUUGGGACGGUAAAUAGAGAGUGAACUGUUACAUUUCAGUUCGUUGUUAGGGGAAAGUAUGGAAGGGAAUUUGAUAUUCAUCUUCUUUGCCGAAGAUCUAUAGAGAGAUAAUCGACCCGAUUAUAGAUCCUCCACUUUUUCAGGAGGACCUCCCCAACCCUAUCUAUUCUGUGUUAUUAAAAACUGGAUCAUUGGAAAAUGCAUUUCAAGAGUUCUCAUUGGCUUAGCCAUCAUGGGUUAUGAGCCAUUAUACCAUGCUCUACAAAUAUGGUAAGAGUACACGUGAGUUUUUGGGGCCUUUUAACUUU
Molecule: messenger RNA, 1476 nt
Organism: Orbicella faveolata
Lineage: Eukaryota; Metazoa; Cnidaria; Anthozoa; Scleractinia; Merulinidae
Molecular function (GO): S-adenosylmethionine-dependent methyltransferase activity
Source: RefSeq, a predicted model, not a curated record